Molecule: messenger RNA, 234 nt
Organism: Hyaloscypha bicolor E
Lineage: Eukaryota; Fungi; Ascomycota; Leotiomycetes; Helotiales; Hyaloscyphaceae
Exons: 1
Source: RefSeq, a predicted model, not a curated record
UAUAUGUGGGGUCCUCCAAAGCUCAUCAAGUUGAUACUUGUCGACGGGGCCGAUUUCGAAGUCCGGGAGAAUCUCUGGGUGGCACUUCAGCAUUUACGUUUGGACUCCAAACCAAGGGAGCUAUGGGUCGAUGCCAUUUACAUUAGUCAACGAAAUAUCCAUGAACGAGAUUAUCAGGUUAAUCAGAUGGCCCAGAUCUACGAGCAAGCAACAAGGGUCAUUGUAUGGCGUGGG